Molecule: messenger RNA, 3717 nt
Organism: Tilletiopsis washingtonensis
Lineage: Eukaryota; Fungi; Basidiomycota; Exobasidiomycetes; Entylomatales
Exons: 6
Coding region: 13-3522 (1169 amino acids)
Biological process (GO): trehalose biosynthetic process
Cellular component (GO): cytosol; alpha,alpha-trehalose-phosphate synthase complex (UDP-forming)
Molecular function (GO): catalytic activity
Source: RefSeq, a predicted model, not a curated record
CUGCCGGCCACGAUGCCGCCGUCGGCCGCGCCGCCGCCGCUGACGCCCAACGUCUACGCCGAGGAGCCGCCGUUCUGCGACUCGCCCGCGUCGGGCUCGCGCUCCGCCGGCGCCGCACGCAGCAACGGCGCCGGCUCGUCGUCGGGCUCCUCCGCCAAGCCGUCCACGCCCGCCUGCCGGCCUGAUGCACAGCCCGAGAUCGACGCGCGCUUCCACCGCGCCGACGGCAUCGGCGGCCUCGGCCAGGGCACGGCGGCGACGGGCGACCGCGGCGCCCAGGCGCGCUUCGAGACGCUCGACGAGAUCCGCACCGCCAACGCCGAGCUGACGGCCGAGUACGCGGCGCGCCACGCCGGCGCGCCGCUGAGCGGGCGCAUCAUCCAUGUGAGCCACUACCUGCCGUUUGUCAUCCGUGCGCGCGCCGAGGUCGAGCACGAGCGGCAGCGCGAGCAGCGUGUCAGCGCCACGGCCAACGUCGCCGCCAUGGCCGCGGCGGCGCGCGCCAAGAAGGCCGCGCGCCUCGCGGCACAGCAGGCUGAGGGACUCGACGCUACGGCGGGCAAGAACCGCAAGGGCAGCUUCAUCGACGGCAUGCACGAGACGACGGACCUGGCCAAGAAGCUGGCCGAAAACCAGGCGCGCAGCCGCGUCAAGGCGGGCCGCCGCGCGUGGAUGAUGACGCCCGUGGUCGACGACGAGGACGAGGAGGACCUCGACGCGCUGCCCAAGGACACCUUCACGCCCAUUGGCUCGCGGCGCCAGUCGGCAUGGAGCGAGGCGAGCCGGCACAUGUCCUUCUCGCAGCACCUCGACGACAACCACUUCUCCGCCGUGUCGGACGAGAACUCGCCGGCACGGACGCCGCAGCGCGUGUUCGCCAGCACGCCGCCGCCGCCACCGCCACCGCCGCCGGAGUGGGUGUUGGCGCCGCGCCGCGGGCACACGGCGCUCAACUCGGGCAUCCGCUCGCUCUGCGCCACGCACGCGCAGACAUUCAUCGGCUGGCCAGGCGACAUUGCGUUCGCGGCACAGGCCAAGAACGACGAGCGCAAGGAUGCCAGCGAGACGACGCCCAAGGAGCGCGGCGAGAUCGAGGGCGUGCUGGCCUCGCUCGACGACGCGCGUAACUGGGCGGCUUACGAGCCGGCCGAUACGGGCGCCGGCGCGCCGCAGCAGGGCAAGGUGCCGACGCCGAUGAUGAACGGCGCCGAGCCCGUCGACGCCAGCGGCCAGCCGGGCAAGGCCGUCGAACACGGCAUCAAGUACGUGCCCGUCUGGCUCGACUACAACGUCGCGCACGGCCACUACGAGGGCUACUGCAAGACCACGCUCUGGCCGCUGCUGCACUACCUGCUCUGGCAGGACGUGCCAGCCGACCGGCGUGUCAACUACGACGAGUACGCGUGGGACGCGUACGUGGCGGCCAAUGAGGCCUUUGCGCAGCGCAUUGCCGCCGAGUAUCAGGCCGGCGACAUUGUCUGGGUGCACGACUACCACUUGCUGCUCGUGCCGCAGAUGCUGCGCAAGCUCGUGCCGGACGCGCACAUCGGUCUCUUUGUCCAUGCGCCGUUCCCCAGCUCGGAGAUCUUCCGCUGUCUGCCACAGCGCCGCGAGAUCCUCGACGGCAUGCUCGGCGCCAAUCUGGCCUGCUUCCAGGCCUUCUCGUACUCGCGCCACUUCCUCUCUUCCGUUAUCCGCGUGUGCGGCUACGAGGCAUCGCCGAACACCGUCGAGGCGAGCAAUGGGCGUGUCACGACGAUUGGCUACAAUCCCAUCGGCAUCGACGCCGAGAAGAUUGCGCGCGACAGCCAGGCGGCCGGCGUGGCGCCCAAGAUUGCGGCGAUCCGCGACAUGUACCGCGGCAAGAAGCUCAUCGUCGGCCGCGACAAGCUCGACGUGGUGCGCGGCGUGAUCCAGAAGCUGCAGGCGUUCCAGAAGCUGCUCGAGGAGUUCCCCGAGUGGCGCGGCCAGGUCGUGCUCAUCCAGGUCACGGCGCCGGCGCUCAACGACUCGCCGCUACUCGAGCGCCAGGUCUCGGAGCUCGUCAGCCAAAUCAACGGCGAGUUUGGCAGCCUCAACUUCACGCCCGUGCACCACUACCACCAGAUCAUCGAGCGCGACGAGUACUUUGCGCUGCUCAGCGUUGCCGACCUGCUCCUCGUCACCGCCGUGCGCGACGGCAUGUCGACGACGCCGAUGGAGUACAUUGUGUGCCAGGAGCGCGCUAACAAGGCGCCGCUCAUUGCCAGCGAGUUCAGCGGCAGCGUGGGCCGCCUGCGCUCCGCUAUCCAGAUCAACCCCUGGGCUACGGCGCACGCGUGCAAGGCCAUUGACUAUGCGCUGCGCCUCUCCGACGAGGAGCGCAUCUCGCGCCACGAGCAGCUCUACCACCAGGUCAUCAGCCACACGUCGCACACGUGGGCGGCGUCGCUGGUGCGCCUGCUGCUGCAGCGUCUCGUCUCGGCCCAUGCCACGCACCUCACGCCGCCGCUCGACCGCAUCGCCAUGGUGUCACAAUUCGAGGGCGCCAAGAAGCGCCUCCUCCUGCUCGACUACGACGGCACGCUCACGCCCAUCGUGAAGGAUCCCGCAGCGGCUGUGCCGUCGCCGCGCCUGCUUGAGGCGCUCAAGAAGCUCACCGAGGACAAGCGCAACCUCGUGUACGUCAUCAGCGGCCGCGACGCCGACUUCCUCGGGAAGCACCUCGGGCACCUCGACAACAUGGGCUUCAGCGCCGAGCACGGCGGCUACAUGAAGGAGCCCGGCGAGACCGAGUGGCGCAACCUCACCGAGCAGCUCGACAUGUCGUGGAUGGCUGCGGUGCGCGCCGUGUUUGAGUACUUCACCGAGCGCACGUCGGGCAGCGAGAUCGAGGAGAAGAAGAGCGCCAUGACGUGGCACUACCGCAAGGCCGACCCGUCGUACGGCGAGUUCCAGGCGCGCGAGGCGCAGGCGCACCUCGACAACCUCGUCGCGCAGCAGAGCCUGCCCGUCGAGGUCAUCGUCGGCAAGCGCAACCUCGAGGCCAGACCGCUCGCCGUCAACAAGGGCGAGAUCACGCGCCGCAUUCUCUACGCCAACCCGGACGCCGAGUUUGUGCUCGUGGCGGGCGACGACCGGACCGACGAGGACAUGAUGCGUGUGCUGUGCGAGCUCAGCCCAGGCCCGCCGACGGCAGCCGAGGCGAAUGCCGCCAACGGAGGCAAGAGCAGCAGCAAGAGUUCGACACCGAGCGUGCCUGCGCACUGUGCGGCGGCGUCCUGCCCAGCGCCGAACAGCGCGCCCCUGGUGCUCGCGCCGCCUGCGCCGCUCGGACGUGGCGCCGCAGCGGGCGAGCCCAAGACACUGGAGCUGCGGCCUGCCGGCAUCUGGACGUGCCGCGUGGGCCUGGCCGAGACGCUUGCGCACUGGCACGUGCCAGGCCCUGAGGACAUCGUCGAUGCGCUCGUCGAGCUGGCGGGCCUGCAGAAGCCGCAUGUGACCCAAGAGGCCAAGGAGGUGCAGGACGGAGCAGAGGCCUAGUAAGGCGACUUCGCGCGGUCCCUCUCUCGGACACCCCUCUCGUCCUCGCAGCACCACACUCACUCUCUAGACGCUGCCCCGCUCCUGCUCUCUUUCCGCCUGCCUUCGUUCUCGUCCCGUCUAGAUUCCACACACAGCCCGAUACACCACGCAGAAAGCAAAGAUGCCUCCGACUCAAGCUCGAGUGAGAUGCAG